AUGAGUUCUUCGAUGUUUUGCGAUGGAGGCGAUGGAAAAGGGCUUCUUCGAUGGUUCUGUGAUGGAGGUUGGUGUAAAUGGGAUGGGGUGUGCGAUGGGGUGUGUCUGCAAGAGGAGAGAAUUUUUGGUGGGGUGUGGCUGGAUAUCAGAUGGGGUGUGGCUAAAAAGGAAGGGGGUUUUCGGUGGGUGGUUAGGGAAUGGGGUUUAUGA
This is a messenger RNA of Prunus armeniaca (apricot), 210 nucleotides long. The record is from the annotation of a GenBank genome assembly. Lineage: Eukaryota; Viridiplantae; Streptophyta; Magnoliopsida; Rosales; Rosaceae.